AUGCACAACGAGCGGGAGACGGCUGUGGACGCCUUACCGGGGACAGAAGUGCGCGAAGUGGCGGGGGAGGAGAAGUGGAAGGGAGGAAUCUUCAGUGGCCACGACAUCGCUUUAUCGCUGAAGGCACUGACACUUCGUCAGUGCACAGUUGCCACUGGAGCAGGUGGUGCCGUGUACAUAGCAGCUGGUGGCCUCACCGUUCGGGGGCCAACUGAAGUGAACGACUGCAAUGCAAGUGGAGGAGGCGACAUUGCCUUUGUUCAGGGGGACGUCACCAUGGAGGAGGCGGACAUCAUUGGCUCCAGCCAGUCCCUAUUCGCAAAGGGCCAUGCGCAGAUCGACAGCCUAACCUGUGCACGUGCCUCCUCAGCGUGCUAUGCAACCGGGCAUUCCGAGUUGGUGACGGCAGAGAUCACAUGCCCCCGUGGCACCGGAUUCCACAAAGCAGGAGUCAAGGAAGGCUGCCUCCCCUGCGAACCAGGCACGACCCGGCUGGUCGGAAACACCAGCGCCUGCCAACCCUGCCCUGCGAUCCCUAACGCGGGUUGUGCCGCCGCAGAGUUGCAGAUCCCCAGUGGCUACGUGGUUGACGCGUCCAACAUCACCAGCUGGUACUUCUGCCCGAACAGAGCCACAUGCCUUGGAGCCACGCUGAAGGCAGGCAGAGUGCUGGAGGACGACGUAGAAGACCUGGGCUCCAUGUGCCUGAAAGGCUACACAGGGCCAGGGUGCGUAAGAUGCGAUCAAGGCUUUGCCUACGCGGACGGCGCCCUGAAGUGCAUCCGCUGCAUGGAGGACGCGCGCCAGGCCACCAUGUUCAUUGCCGCGAACAUGGUCAAGGAUACCGGCUUGUUCCUCUCUGCAGUUGCCACUGUCACGGGCGCAAAAGGCAACCAGAAGGUGAAGGCAAGCUCAGCUCUUCUAAACCAGCUGAUGGCCUUUGCAGCUGUGGCAUCCAUCGCCAU
Molecule: messenger RNA, 965 nt
Organism: Symbiodinium pilosum
Lineage: Eukaryota; Dinophyceae; Suessiales; Symbiodiniaceae
Source: the annotation of a GenBank genome assembly